UGGAUACAAUUAGGUGUGCUUGUUCAUAUUAUUAUCAAGAUAAAAGUACGUAUUUGCAAAAUGGUUUAAUUUCUUGGAUCUUUGUGUGGGGAUGGGGUUCCUAACCAUAUUGUAUGAAAAUAUGAGUGAAAUAGUGUGUCUUUCAUGGAUUUUAUAUCAUUGCAGUGUAUGUCUUGUUUAAUUUAAUAGUCAGAAAUUACGGAGUUUCCUUACGUGAUAGUAUACAUGUAUUAAACGUUACACCCCCAACACACUAAUUACGUUUUAUUUUGUUAUUUUAAUGGUUCUACAGAUUCUUCUAUAUACUUCACCACUCCUUCUCUAAAACAAACAUAGAUCCGCACUUUCUCUUUUCCACCUUGGACAUGCGCCUUUUUGUCUUGUUUAUUGUGAUAUUUUUUUCAUUGCGCUCACUUUGAACAGAGAGCACGGACUUUGUAAAAAAAAAAUGGAUGAGCUACCAGAUAUUCCAGAUGAAUAUUGUGAACAUCAAGCUUUUGUCAAAAGAAAGCGUGUUAUAAAGUUCUGCGACCAGGAGAUCAUACUAAUGCUGAGGAGCUACCAGGUACAUCCAUGUGCCUGGAUUCAAAUUCGUAAAUCUAUGCUUGAAAAUAUCCACCAACUCCCAUCUGAAACUCAAAAUAUGUACAAAUCAUCAUCAGUAAAACAAAUUAAAGACAGGCUGUCUGCAAAACUUUCAAAACUGCUUUCUAUGUCAGAUGGCGACAUAGAAAAUAUAACAAUAAGGAAUGAGUUAAAAAAGGUUAGAAGUAUCGAAAUGAAGCUAGCACGACCUACAUGCUAUCAAGGGAAACAGGCGGGAUCACUGGAUCCGAGAUCACAAAUUACAGGAGAGUUGUCGUCCGACGAAGAUGAGACACUGUCUGCAGGUCCAUCCAAGUCUGUACCUUGUACUUCUAAAUCAGCCAGUGCGAAUGCCCAAUCUGCGUCUGCACCUGUCCCCUCUAGUCCUGGUCCUUCAGCAUCUUUCCGAUCUAUACCUGUGUCUUCUGCUGGUUCUUCCAACUCGACAAUCUACUCCAAUGUCUUGCCCUGCUUCUCUUCCAUCUAG
This is a messenger RNA of Saccostrea cuccullata (small rock oyster), 1072 nucleotides long. RefSeq lists its product as uncharacterized. The record is from RefSeq and is a predicted model, not a curated record. The transcript is spliced from 3 exons. NCBI's taxonomy places the organism in Eukaryota, Metazoa, Mollusca, Bivalvia, Ostreida, Ostreidae. Bases 449 to 1072 code for a protein of 207 amino acids.